Molecule: messenger RNA, 6591 nt
Organism: Boleophthalmus pectinirostris (great blue-spotted mudskipper)
Lineage: Eukaryota; Metazoa; Chordata; Actinopteri; Gobiiformes; Gobiidae
Product: serine/threonine-protein kinase BRSK2-like
Exons: 22
Coding region: 2485-4707 (740 amino acids)
Biological process (GO): intracellular signal transduction; microtubule cytoskeleton organization; protein phosphorylation
Cellular component (GO): cytoplasm
Molecular function (GO): protein serine/threonine kinase activity; tau-protein kinase activity; ATP binding
Source: RefSeq, a predicted model, not a curated record
ACAGGGCUGCCUUUAUUUUCCCAACUGACCGCUCUCCUUUUGGCUUUCUUUUGCUAAUCCAUUCAAAGACGGAGCAAGUUUACGCACACCGGGGAAAAUGCAAACCAGGUCUCGCCCUCCCUCACUCUUUCACUGUGCUGGUCGGUCUGAGCACUGCAACAUAAAGCUUUUGCACCUCCAGAAACUCCAGCUCUUCUGCCAAAAUGCCAGACUCAGUGGAAGGUGUGCCAGCAUCAUGCCAGGUCAUUAAGGAGAAUGUUGACAAAUGUGUCACAGAGAAGGGAGAGGUGCCUUGUAAAGACCUCAUAGAUGCUUUCCAGGCCUGUAUCAAAACCCUGUCUGAAGGAUCAUGAUAUAAAUCAGACAGUAUCCUCAAUUACCCAGUUUUGCAUUUGGUAUUUGGUUAAUGUAUUUUUUCCAGGCUGUGUAAAUUAUAAGGUUUUAUAUUAAAUUUUAAAAAUGCCUUUUCUUCUAGCCUAUUUGAACCUCUAGGUAUCACAAUGUUUUCCACCAAUAGAUUGUCGGCCUGUGUCUUCAACCUAGACAGGUUUGCAGAGGACACUCUUAAUGGAGUUAAGGAAAGCUUGUUAAUCUUUGCCUAAUCUGUGCAUUAGCCUAUUGGUCACUUUCAGCCUGCAAUGAGGAGGACAAGUGCAAACCAUCAGCUACAAGCAAAUCUUUUGAAAGGGUUUACAACAGAAAUAAAUCAACAUUUAUUAACAUGCAUGUACAGUUUAUUUGCACCCUUCAUUGUCCCAUAGCUUGCCUGUUUGUUUGGAUGAAGGAUCUUAAAUCUGUUCAAUUCUAUUUCUGUGCAUGAAUAUAGUCUUUCUGGCUGAAAGCAAAUCAACCAGCUUGGAACAGAUAAAUACAGACUUUGGGGAAUUAUCCACCCACAACACAAUUGAAACUCAGACCUCAGAGGCUUUAAGAUACUUUACAGAUUGCAAUUUACAUCCACUAGUAUCCAUACUUAAUUUUGCCAUCUGCCACUCUCGAGUCUCGACAUAUUGCCAUGCCUACAUUUACUCAAUGCAAUGAUGGUUUUGCGAGAAUUUGCAGGAUUUCUGCAUUCUCAUUUAUUACAACAGAUCCACACCAUAAACAAACAGACUAAGGUUAGGCAAAUUACUUGUCUGUCUUUAGCGACUGAGAUUUGAACUAACCUGUAGCCUAAAUGUCUCACGCUUUAAUUAUAAUUAAGGCAACGAAUUCAUGGGUCUACUAGCCGGAGGUUUAUUAACCGGACUCCCGUGACCGUGAAAGGCCGAGGGCGAGGCAGUUCUGCCCUGCUGCUCUCAUUCCCUCCGGCCAUAUCUCCGGCCAUAUUUACACAUGCCUGCGCCUGUAGGGAUGGAUCCCCCUGAGGGAGGUGUAGCAGACGCACAUGCAAUGGCACAUGAGCCCCAGAGUGCGGCCAGUGGAGGUGAAUGCAGAGAUAGGCGUAUUUUGAGAACCACAGCCAGGAGGAAGCGGGCGAGGGCGGGGGAGGGAGGCGAGAGGAUGGAGAGGGACCCGGAUGCUGAUGCGAGAGAGGCGAAGGAAGAGCGGAGAGAAAAUAUCGAUUUACGGCAAAGAUUCAGAAGGGGAGCGUCAUGCAGCGGGCCUUGACACUGCGUGAACUCAAAUAAUUACAAAGGACCAAAAGAGUUUGAGAGCGGCCCGCCAUAUCUGUGGAUAUUUGCGUUUUGUACCUGUGUGUGGAGCGGUGAUGGGGAGGACACUCCAGAGGAGAGCGCAGAAGAUGCUGUGAUCCGCUACUUGAGGGAGAGACGGGGAGAGUCAGGGAGGGGGGGCGCUAGGCUACGCUAAAGAUGCUUGUUUGGCAAAGAAUAAGCAGUUCAACUCCAAAUAAUGUGACAAUGUGGCGACAGGGCUUCAAAACGUAUCGUUGGUCGAUGUCCAGAAACUUGUGGAAUUGUGAAUUAUUUUGACAGGCGGUGUUGGCCAAGGCGUCGAAGCUAAAGCUAGCCUCACAGUUCUAGGUGAGCUGAGGCUAAUAUAGCAUGUUUUAAACCUAAAAUACGACGCUGUUAAACUGUUUAACUAACGCAUUUACGUUUAUGUCAUUCAAAGGGAAAUCAUUCUCGCUCCAAAUGUGAAUAAAGGCUUGUUUGGUGGCAUUGUGAUGUCAUUAGGCCUAUGUAAAUAUGUGGUAGGUAGGCAUAAGAUAAACAAGCUUCUAGACCUUAAUCAAUCUUACUCGUUUUGUUAAAUUGUUAAUAAAUUACUUGUUCGACAUUUAGAGCAGUGUUUCAGAAUGUUUAUUAGCUAAGUUUAGGCCUCAUGUAGGAACUCAGUAAUACACUCGAUCAACCAGUAUGUAAAAAGAGAAUGUCAGAGUUGUAGUGUCAAUGAAAUUAUUUGUGGUAUAGCUUAAACUUCACAGCAAUUUUCUGGCCCUCCAUGAUCAAAUUUGCAUUUGCAAUAGCUACAGUGCUGUAUCAGUCCUGGUAGUCGUCCAACAGCAUCCUUUUAAGCAUUAUGAGUAAGGAACUGUCACUAAGUCAGUCUGCUCAAUAUGUUGGGCCCUAUCGUCUUGAGAAAACACUGGGAAAGGGGCAGACAGGCCUGGUCAAGCUGGGGGUCCACUGUAUUACGGGUCAAAAAGUAGCCAUUAAAAUAGUCAACAGAGAAAAACUCUCAGAGUCGGUACUUAUGAAGGUGGAGAGAGAGAUUGCCAUUCUAAAACUGAUUGAGCAUCCGCAUGUGUUAAAGCUGCAUGAUGUCUAUGAAAAUAACAAAUAUCUGUACUUGGUAUUGGAGCAUGUGUCUGGUGGAGAGUUGUUUGACUAUCUGGUUAAAAAGGGCAGGCUGACUCCAAAAGAGGCCCGGAAGUUCUUCAGGCAGAUCAUUUCUGCUUUGGAUUUUUGCCACAGUCACUCCAUUUGUCACAGAGAUUUAAAGCCUGAAAACCUGCUCUUAGAUGAGAAAAACAAUAUCAGGAUUGCAGACUUUGGCAUGGCGUCCCUACAGGUGGGAGACAGUCUGCUAGAAACCAGUUGUGGAUCACCUCAUUAUGCCUGCCCUGAAGUUAUACGGGGUGAAAAAUACGAUGGUCGAAGAGCAGAUGUGUGGAGCUGCGGAGUUAUCCUUUUUGCUCUUCUAGUGGGCGCUUUGCCGUUUGACCAUGACAAUUUACGUCAACUGCUGGAGAAAGUGAAGAGUGGGGUGUUCCAUAUGCCACACUUUAUUCCACCAGACUGUCAGUCUCUGCUCAAGGGCAUGAUCGAGGUCAACCCGGAAAAAAGGCUCACGCUUGAAUGCAUUCAAAAGCACCCUUGGUAUCAGGGUAGCCGUAGUGAGCCAUGUCCUGAGCAGCCCCCUCCCAGACGAGUGUGUGUAAGACGAAUCCUGUCCCUGACUGAGCUGGACCCAGAUGUGUUGGACAGUAUGCACUCACUGGGAUGCUUCAGGGAUAGAGUCAAGCUCACCCGGGACCUGCAAUGUGAAGAAGAAAACCAGGAGAAACUUAUUUACUACCUACUGCUGGACAGAAAGGAGCGCUACCCUAGUUAUGAGGAUGAGGAUUUGCCCCCACGCAAUGACAUAGCAGAUCCCCCACGGAAGCGUGUUGACUCUCCGAUGUUGACACGCCAUGGGCGCUGUCGCCCUGAAAGGAAAAGUCUGGAGGUCCUGAGUGUGACUGAACAGGGGUCUCCCACCCCUCCUCGCAGGGCUUUAGAUACAGCUGCUCACAGCCAGAGGUCUCGUUCAGUCAGUGGAGCAUCGACUGGUCUCUCCUCAAGUCCUCUGAGCAGCCCUCGGGUGACGCCUCAGGGCUCGCCACUACCCACACCGCUGGGCACCCCUGUCCAUCACCCUCACCACCCUUCCUCCACCCCGCCCUCCUCUUCCUCGUCCUCAUCCUCUUCGCGGGCCGACGGAGGGGGAGGCGUGGGUUCACUGUCACUCACCCCUCCCUCCAGUCCUGGGGGAGGGAGCGGCAUGGCGGCGAGUAGCUCAGCCCACUGGAGAACCCGCCUUAACUCCUUUAAGAACAACCUGCUCGGGUCUCCACGCUUUCAUCGCCGCAAAUUGCAAGUUCCAACAUCGGAGGACAUGUCCAGUUUAACGCCAGAAUCAAGCCCAGAACUGGCUAAGAAGUCCUGGUUUGGGAAUUUCAUUGGCUUGGAAAAAGAGGAGCAGAUCUUUGUGGUGAUCCGAGAUAAACCCUUGAGCUCUGUCAAAGCCGACAUAGUCCAUGCCUUUCUGUCUAUCCCGUCCCUCAGCCACAGCGUCCUCUCACAGACCAGCUUCAGAGCCGAGUACAAGUCCUCCGCCGGCCCCUCCGUCUUCCAGAAGCCCGUCAAGUUCCAGGUGGACAUCGCGUUCUCCGAGAGCGAGAGAGAACGCGGGGACAGGGAGAGCAGGAGGGAGACGGGGAUCUACAGCGUGACAUUCACCCUCAUAUCAGGUCCGAGUCGCAGGUUCAGACGAGUGGUGGAAACGAUUCAAGCUCAACUUCUCAGCUCCCAUGAUCAACCAUUGAUGCAAGCCCUAUGUGAUGAGAAGAACGGCCGGCCCCAUGGGACCCCCACCCGCCAAAAUUCCAGGCGCUCCGAGGGUGGGGGCGACCGGUGUGACUGGGGAGACCGUGCAGAUGGCAGUGGAAUCGGAGGCAGUGGAGGAGUCCUACAGCGGAGAGGCUCAGCCAAAGAGAGGACCCGACUGCUAUCCUCAAAUGGAACCCAGUCCCAGCCCUAAGGAAUUGGACCAACGGAUGUCUGGACCUCGGUAGAAAGAAGACCUAUAACCUCUACUUUGUGUCCCUUCCACUCAUCAGUAACUCCUAUCCUUCCUUAAAUAAGCUAUAGAAAGUGCUUGUCUAUAGCAAGGACGGAGCCAUUUUCACAGUGCGCUUUUUUCCAAUUCUUGGAAUCACCAAAAUUCCAGAAACAGUGUAGUCAUCACUGUAUUCAGUAAUUACUCUCAAAUAAACAGUUUAAUAACAUAAAGUCAGCUUCAUAGAUCACCUAGCAAUUCUGAAGUGCAAAUGUGCAUGCCAGUUAACAAACCAGCCUGCUAAUAGUCACACUUCUAAAGUAUUUGAUGCCAAAAAGAAUUAAGAGUUCAACAAAUUUACAUCAAAAGAACAAUUACCCUGCUGCAAUCAGAAACAAUAAGCGGACCAUGUGGAGAUAAUCCAUGAGUGGUCCUAGGUGUAGGAAUAGACCUUUUCCAAUAGUUCUCUCUUGUCAAAGUAACCUCUGUGAAUGUUUAUUUAUUUAUUCAUUUUUUUGUAUUUAUUUAUUUAUCAUGAUGAAGAUGUCUACAACAAAAUCUCCAGCGUUGUAAAAAGGGACUUUUGUUUUUGAUUUCAUCAAAAACAACUUGAAGCAAUGCUUCCAUUUUAAAGUGGACCCUUCUUAUUCUGAAGAUUAAAUAUUUUUUAUUUGAACAAGUAUAUUGACAGUUAUGACAUGGAAGAUUACACUAUUUGUGAAUAGUGGUUUGUGACCAGAAAGAUGAAGGAAAAAUCUUUCUCAUCAUACUUUACUGCUAAAAGAGAAGAAAAGGAAUCACAUACAAAACCUUUCUCCCAACAUCCAUCUGACGAAAUGUUCAGUCUCAGACUAAGACUUGCAUUGUUCCUUGUGUAUGAGACUCUCCAAGGAUUGAAUCUCCUAAGUCCUCCUCAUCACCUACAAGCCAAGUAGCCCCCCCAUCACAGACAGCCCACUCAUCUCGCUCCAGAGCCGCAUUGUACUUAAAGUUAAAACAACCUGAACCUGUUUUCAUGCCAUUGUCUGUCUGACUUGUUCAUCACCAGUCUUCCAUGCAGCACAAUUAUGCAAGAAGAGUACCCAAGGAUUACAGAGAGAUGCACAGUGCUACAGCUCACUUUCGUGUUUAGUUUUCAUUCAUAUAUUAUUUCAAGUUACUCCCUGAAGCCACCAUAAUUGUACUGUUUGUCAUUUGACAUAUCUAAAACACCAUUCCCUUCGUCAUUUGACAUAUCUAAAAACACAAUUCCCUUCGUCAUUUGACAUCUCUAAAAACACAAUUCCCUUCGUCAUUUGACAUCUCUAAAAACACAAUUCCUUUUGUCAUUUGACAUACCUAAAAACACCAUUCCCUUAUAACCUUUGGAAAAUGUGUCUCUUUAGAUCAUCAUAUUGGUGUUUUCUGUUAAGUUCUUAUAUUGGAAUUUUAUCUUUUGACAUGGGGUUGAAGACUUGGAGAAUACGGAUUAAUUGUGACAUUUUUCACAGCAACAAAAGACCCAAAAUAUAAGGCAGUUUGUAUGCUUAAUUUCAUUCCCCAUUCUCAUCCUCACUAUUUCUGUAUCCAUUUUGAGUACAGGAGAACAUUUUUGGACUUUUGUCGCACUUAUUACCACUUUAUAAUUAAUCUAUUCACAGUCAUUAGUUUCACAAUUUCACUUUCAUUAACCCAACUCUGGCUAAGAUUGUAAACUAUUCUCCAUUCAUAAGGGUCAGUAGAAUAAGGUGUUUAAAAAGAAAUGUCUGUAAUAUAUAUAAAUAUAUAUAAUUUAAAUAUAAAAAGUGCACUAUAACUAUUGCCUGUGAUAAAAAUUAAAAUUAUGAUUGAAUUGAUGAUGAAAUAAAGAGAGAACCACCUUAUGAA